AACUCACUCAACACACUCACCGACGACGACAACGUCGCCUCAACAUACUAGACCCUCCGCUCAGACCCCGCCCGCCUCCGUCAAAGUCGGCGUUCAGGCUUCUCGCACUCUCCUCCUCAUGGGUUUCACGCUCGGCAGUCUCGCCGUCAUGUCUGGUUUUCGGCCGCUCCAGCCAUCUACAUUCUCCAGGUUCUCUGCGCUCUUCCAACUCAGGUCUAUGCUCUUGUCCGUCGUGGUCUUCUUUGUCUUGCUUGUCCUUGCCUAUUUGACCAAUCCGUCGGAGACCUCAUUCCGCGCUUUCCUCACCGAGCAGGCUUUCCGCCACCAUCUCAGCAGACUCGACGAUGCUGACACCCAGGACGAGUUGGAGUCUGCGGGCUCGUCCACAAAGACUGAUGCUCUCUAUCGGCGGGGUCCAAGCAGCUUUCACAAGAAUCGGUCUAUCACUGCAAUUUCGUCUCCGCCAUUUCCUUUCGCCAGUCGAGCCUCUGUCUCGCUGCGUACCCCCAAACAUAUUUUUCGGUCUUUUGGCAUUUUUUCUAUCGCAGCGGUCGUUCCAACUUCGUCGUCACAUCGAUCAUCGCCUAUUCGAGGCCAGCGUGGUGACGAGUCCGCCACUCGGACCGAUAGAGAUGGCGCCUCGAACGCGUCUACUGCGUUAAUUUCCGACUCGUGGUUUAUCGGGGCUUUCGGCAUGUGGUUUUGGGCUGUCAAUUUAGAUGGGCUGUGGAAGGAUGCUGGGCUGAUUGAGAAGGAUGAGGCAGAUGGAACGAUUACUGGCGUUUUGGAAAUAAAAGCCCUUGAUCGAUCUGAUGAUUCUAAUCGCUCUUCUCAUGCGCAAUAUGGGAACGGUAAUUUAAAUCAUGGUCAGCGAACAAGUCCGAAGUUACGAUCGCGUGAACGGUUUGCACAUCAGAAUGGCAACGCGCUCAGUCAUCGCAGUCAAACGCCCCCGCCUUUGCCGAAGUCUGCUUCACUGCCACUGCAUACUAAAAGAGGAUCUCAUACACUGCAGUCUGACAAGGCACUUAAUGGUGGUCCCAAUAGUCAUCACUCGAACAACAACUCUUUCACGGAUCCAUCGGUGCCAUCAGGUGUAAUUCAACCUCCGAUCUCAAUCACGCCGGAAUUUUGUUCUGUCAAUGCGACUUCCUUGCCUGUGCUAGCGCCAUCAAGCACGCCCUCUGCUUCCCCGUCAAGAUCACCUUCCACUCUGUUUGCCUCUUCGCCUUUGAUUGCAGAGAUCUUGCGGCAAAUCUCUUCGUCGCAAAGCGCAAUUUCGGAUUUACAUGCUCAACUAAGGGAUUUCAACGCUUCGUCGACUCAGGCACGUAAUGCACUGGACGACGAACUGGCAAGACAGCGCGAGCGUAAACGGGCUGAUGACGCGGCCAAAGCUGAGUUAAAAGCACAUACAAAGACACUAGAAGACCAGAAACGUUCGACCGAGGCCGCACGACGUGAUGCAGAGAAGCGAUUAAGAGCUGCACAAUCGGAAAGGGGCAAGGCAGAAGCUCGAAUAGAACGUUCUGAACGUGAGAUCAACACGUUGCAAACUCAGAUGGAGGCACAUGGUGCUGCUAUUGUAUCGUCGGGGGUGGAGACUGGUGCAUUAGUGACGGACCUUCAAGAGCAAAUUGAAGAGAAGCGUUCCGAAGUCCGAACUGUGGAGGAUGAGUUGGCACAACUUAGCUCACAAUUGCGGGAGAUGGAAGAGAAAGUCAGCGAUGAAGAACAUCGUUUGGAGGUUGCGAAGGCGGAGGCGGAUGAAAGGAGGCAGAAAUCCAACGCGGCGUACCUAUACUCCCAGCAUACAUCGUACGGUGACAGAUCCCUUCUGACGUACACGAACGGGAGUAACACCGGUGCAAGCUAUCAGUUUCCACAAUUACAAGUCAAGCCAUCGGAGGGUAAAUUCACUGAUAAGAUGGAUGUUCAACCGUCAUCUCCUAUCAGGAAGUCUAUUCCCGAUUCACCGCUCAGUACUGCACCUGCAGAAGCUCACACUUACCAUGUGUCCCGACCCGGUCCACCUAUUCCGACGCCUUUAGACGCGAAUCUAGCAAAUGGGUAUUCGCCUUUUAACUUGGAUUUCGGGUCUCAUCGCCCAAAUAGGAAUUCGCUUCCACAUAAAUUUGCACCCUUCAGCAGCGAGCUUGCUUCACCUGGUCCAAUCUCCCCGACCGGCGAGAGUCUUCUUCCUAGUAGCUUGUACGAGUCGUUGGGGAUGGCUAUUCCGAUCAACACUGACUCACCUGUAAGCGCUACGUCCAUGGACAUCUCACGUUCCUUCCAAUCAGAGGACGACGCUGUUCUUGACCGCAAUUGGCCUGUGCAUCGUAAGCUCUCAGUCGGAGAUGUCGGCCAACCAGUGAUGUUCCCUUCAUCGAGUCCUGGUGUGCAUACAUCACCUGUAUCUCCUGCUGCAUCUACAUACAGCCCUGAUACAUUGGAAGCAUACGAGAUGGGCCAGAAAGUCCGCGAACGUACUACUUCUCAACCCAUGGACCUACAGCGUGCCACGUUCCCGAGUAGGUCAUCCGGCGCGAGUUUUGCGCUUCGUCAGGCUUUGAUUCCAUAUGCAUAUGACGAUCAUGUCGAAGCCGCAGCAGAUACAUCGGGGCGUCGAUCUGGGUGGUUCGCUUCGCACAAGGAUAAGUGCUCGAAGACUUCACCAGAGAAGAAAGGUCUGAACCCCGAUGCGAAGGAGUUCAGUCUGUCGAAGGAUAAGGAACGCUCGUUCUCUGCGCUUCUUUCUCGUUCGCGUGGAUCGGGACACAGCUCGAGCUCGGGGACGUCUUCUACGCCUUCCAGUGCAUCGCUUUCGACACCGGAUUCUUCGUCCCUUGUUAGCUCGCCUUCGUUAAGCUCUGCAACGACUGUUAAGAACGGCUCUCCACAGGGACAAAGUACGCCUGCUGCUGCCCCUCGUACAACAACUGCCGCGUCUUUGCUAGGCUUUGGAUCGUCCUGGUUCGGAGGAUCUUCGCGUGCCUUCGCGCCGACGCCUCUUGAGCGUGAACAACUCAGCCGUGCGCUUGGCGGAACGGCCAACUCGAGUCUUGACAAGCUGGAUGGGUUCCCGAGCUUGCCUAUAUCACCUCAAUCAAAGCCUGCGCUCGUGCAUAGUAAUAGCCAAGCCCCUACUCGGCCGUGGGAUACGAAUGUAGCGUUCGGGCUACGUGUUAAUGGCUCGAAGGGAUUCUCCCCGUUCGAAGAUGACGAGCCGAAAGUGACUAGCUUGCACUCUGGGUCUGGUAGCUCUUCCGAAGAGAGUGCGGAGAGCAGUAAGGAGGGUUCGCACUAACGCGUGAAUGGGGAACGUGGUGAAGUGAUGUAGCAGUUCUGUGUGUUGUAGUCCCACCAUAAAUAUUCGAGGGUACUGUGUGCUGUGGGAAGCGAAGCGAAGGAUUUAUUAUUGUGUUGUGGAAGGUUAGUUGCACGUUAUUGGGCGAUAGGGAGAAUGGCGAAGAGGAAAAAGUAUUAAAAAGAGAAAUUGACAUCGUUAUCGUUACCUGAUCUUGCAAAAUGCUAACGGCAUACAUACAUAACAUAACAUAACUAUAUAGUCAGUCUAUCAAUAUCUCACCUGCCCACAUAUCUGUCUUGCCCUUGCCCUUGCCCCUGCCGUCAUUACCAAGCCUGAGCUACAGUUCCUCGCAUUGCAGUAGUAAUCAUCCCUUCGUCCACCCUCUGUUUCUUCUCAUUGGUGCCUUGUACUGAAAGAUCCAAAUGCUGAAUUAGCAUACACACUCAUUCCUGCCCUGUCUGUCUCACAA
Molecule: messenger RNA, 3779 nt
Organism: Fomitiporia mediterranea MF3/22
Lineage: Eukaryota; Fungi; Basidiomycota; Agaricomycetes; Hymenochaetales; Hymenochaetaceae
Exons: 3
Coding region: 149-3307 (1052 amino acids)
Source: RefSeq, a predicted model, not a curated record